Sugiyamaella lignohabitans is the source of this 1638-nucleotide messenger RNA. RefSeq names its product Hnm1p (gene HNM1). The record is from RefSeq and is a predicted model, not a curated record. Bases 1 to 1638 code for a protein of 545 amino acids. Gene Ontology annotation, molecular function: transmembrane transporter activity. Gene Ontology annotation, biological process: transmembrane transport. The transcript has a single exon. Lineage: Eukaryota; Fungi; Ascomycota; Dipodascomycetes; Dipodascales; Trichomonascaceae. Gene Ontology annotation, cellular component: membrane.
AUGGUUGAAGAAGAAAAGAAGAGACUCUCGGUUGAGUCCCUUCGUUCGGGCCAACAGCAGAAGCUCGAUGCUUUUGACUUGGCGGAUAUGGGCCACGCCCAAGAACUCCCUCGUCAGUUUAGCAUGUGGAGUAUGUUGGCUCUGGCAUUUAGUGUUCUUGGAACUUGGGCCACCUUCGCUCAAGAUUUGAUGAGUGGUUUACAAAAUGGUGGUUCCAUUGCUAUUCUUUGGGGACUGGCUCUUGUGACUAUCUGUAACAUCUGUGUUGCUGUGUCUCUUGGUGAGCUUUGCUCCAGUAUGCCUACUGCCCUUGGCCAAGCUUAUUGGAUCCACCGUCUUUGGAAUACUCCUGCCGGAAGAUUCUCCUCUUAUAUCUGCGCUUGGAUUAACACCUUCGGAUGGUGGACUCUUACCGCUUCUCAGAUUGCUUUCAUGACCAAUUUUAUUCUUGGCAUCAAGGUCAUGUUCGACAACGACUGGGCUGGCGCUUCGGAGGGUUGGGUCCAGUUCCUUGUUUAUGUUGGAAUCACAGUAGUCUUCACUUUGACCAACGUUCUUGCUUGUCGUAAGGAUAACUUCCUUGCUUGGUUCAACAACGUUGUCGGUAUUCAAUUUACCAUGUUGUUUGUCAUCUUUUCCUUGGCCAUGCUGAUUGCAGUUGGUGUCCACCAUGACAAGCACUUCCAAACUGCUGGAUUUGUUUUUGGCAAGUGGUUGAAUGAGACCGGCUGGCCCGAUGGUGUUGUCUGGUUUACUGGUCUUCUUCAAGCUGCUUAUGGUUUGACUGCUUUUGAUAGUGUCAUCCACAUGGUUGAGGAAAUCCCCUCUCCAAGAGUCAAUGCCCCCAGAGUUAUCUACUUGGCUGUCAUUAUGGGAGCUAUUACUGGUGGUAUUUUUAUGGUUGUGUGUUUGUUCUGCAUUCAAGACCUUGAUUCUAUUCUCAACUCACCCACUGGUCUUCCUUUUAUGCAGUUGCUUACUGACACUGUUGGUGUUCAAGGAGGUGCUGCCUUGUUGUCCAUUUUCGUUUUCAACGGAUUGGGUCAAGGUGUCAGUGUUGCUACUACCGCUUCCAGACUUACCUGGGGUUUUGCUAGAGAUGGUGGAUUGCCAUUCAGUCAGUACUUUGCUCAUGUUGACACUUACUGGCACGUUCCUGCCAGAUCUCUCUGGGCUCAGGGUGUCAUUAUUGCUGUUGUUGGUGUCCUUUACCUCUUUGCAUCUACUGUUUUGGAGGCCAUUCUCAGUGUUAGUACCAUUGCCCUUACCAUUUCAUAUGGUAUGCCCAUUGCUGCAUUAGUCCUUGUUGGUCGUGACAAGCUCACUCCUGGACCCUUCCACUUGGGCAGAUAUGGAAUGUUCUGUAACAUUGUCAGUAUUAUCUAUUGCUGUGUUACCACAGUAUUCUUCUUUUUCCCUGGUGGCCCUGAUCCUGCUCCUGCUGACAUGAAUUACGCUAUUGCUGUAUUCGGUGUCAUGAUGGUUAUUGCCCUUGCCUUCUGGUUCAUCAAGGGUAGAAGAACCUAUCUUUUGACUGAUGAGGCUUUGAUUGAGAUGCUCAGAGCUAGAGAACUCGAGAACAGUGCCAACGAUGCUACUGUUGUUGUAGUUGACGGUCAAGCCCCUGAGAAGAAUUAA